AUGCUGCACGAGUCCGUCGUCGUCACCGAACGCGGCGCCGUGGGCGGCGGCAAAGCGCUGACGAUCACGUCGUUCAUCCCCAAGGGCGACAUCGUGUGGUGGGAAGACCAAGAGACCGAGCCGGAGUGGGUCUCGAUCCCGCGGUGCAAGCUCUACGUCGACUCGCUCCCGCCGCGCGAGAGGAAGAUCUUCGAACAUUACAUGUACAAGGUCGGCGAAGACGCGUACGAGGCGCUCCCGGAGUUCGACCGGAUCCCGAUGUCUCAGUGGCAGCUCCAGAGCGAGGACCCGUCGAUGUACAUGAACCACUCGUGCGAGCCCACGUGCUGGUUCGAACCCACGAGGGUGGAGUGGGACGGCGUCGUCGUGAUGACCGCGUCGCGAGAUCUGCGUCCGGGCGACGAGCUCACGUUCGACUACGCCACCUCCGAAGACGCGGAGCAGUCGUGGAAGUGCCUGUGCGGCGCGCCGUCGUGCCGCGGGCGCGUCACCGGGGACGACUGGCGCGCGCCGGAGUUCCAGGCGAAGUACAAGGGCCACUGCAUGCCGCACGUCGAGAACCUCAUCGCGGGGACCGCGCGCGCCGACGGCGAGAACGAGUACUAUUUCCCGGACGCGUUUCUCGCGCCGAAGAACGUGUCGUCGGCGCGCCACGCGCACCCGGAGGCGUUCUUCACGAAGGAACAGUGCCGCGCGCACGCGAAGGCGGUCUCGAAGAAGUACCCCCUGGGGCUGAACGAGACGCCCGAGCUCGGGACGUACGUCGAGUUCAACGGCCUCUUCGACGAGGACGGCGCGCCCGUCCGCGGCGGCGGCGUCAUCCCCGCCGGGGAGACCGUCGUGUUCCUGCCCCCGAACGUCCUCAAACGCGACUCGCAGAUGAAAGGCUCCGUCGCGGCGUACAACGCGUGCCUUCAAGUCCGCCCGUCGAAGCAGCGCCCUGGGGCGCUCUACUCUCUUAGCGAGACGCCGAACGACUUGGACAACUUCCUCAACCACUCGUGCGAACCCAACUGCGACGUGACGGUGUACCCGACCAACUACGCGAUCAAACUCACGGCGAACCGGGACGUUCACCCCGGCGAAGCGAUCACGAUCGACUACGAGCACACGGAGGAGGACCUCAUCAUGCAGGGCGGCGCGUUCGAGUGCGCGUGCGGAGCGCCGAGUUGCCGCGGGAUGAUCGCCGGGUGGAAGCACCGCGUCUCCAUGUCCCCGAAGACGCCCUCGCCGGAGCCGGAGUCGGAGCCGAUCAAAACGCCGGAGACGGCGCCCGUUCCCGCAUUAGCCGUAGCUACUCCCGUGGUCAUGGCCGCCUGA
Molecule: messenger RNA, 1320 nt
Organism: Micromonas pusilla CCMP1545
Lineage: Eukaryota; Viridiplantae; Chlorophyta; Mamiellophyceae; Mamiellales; Mamiellaceae
Exons: 1
Coding region: 1-1320 (439 amino acids)
Molecular function (GO): protein binding
Source: RefSeq, a predicted model, not a curated record